Messenger RNA from Scomber scombrus (Atlantic mackerel), 5644 nucleotides. Its product is annotated as NACHT, LRR and PYD domains-containing protein 12-like. Gene Ontology annotation, molecular function: protein binding. NCBI's taxonomy places the organism in Eukaryota, Metazoa, Chordata, Actinopteri, Scombriformes, Scombridae. The transcript is spliced from 19 exons. The record is from RefSeq and is a predicted model, not a curated record. Bases 1064 to 5467 code for a protein of 1467 amino acids.
GGUCAGCGUGCUUUCAAUGAUAUUUAAAUAUUAAAUAUAAUAAUAUUAAACCACAACAAUUACUAAAUAUGCCUACAUAAAAAAUAGGCUAAUAAUAAUACAAAUCCUGCUUUAUCUACAGUCAGGGUGUUAUAGACAUAGGCCUAAAUAUGAUGGGUUUUAUUAAACAGGUUUUUAUCUAAUAGCAAAUGACAAAUCCACACGAUUUUAAAAAACAAACAAACAUUCAUUUAUUUAAUCAAUACAUUUCACCAAAUUUCAAAGCUUCUGAGGGCAUCCAGCCCCUCCUGACUGGUCUGGGGUGUAAUGCAGCCAUUUCUGAUCUGCCUGAGAAAAGGCAAAUUCGUUUGCAGUCCCCAUUUGUAGUGUCAGGGCGUCUAAAACAGAAAACACAAGCAAAACACAAACUGUCAGUUAAAUAGCUAUAUUACAUGCUAUUGUGCAAGUGGUGUGCAGAUUCAGAAAUGAAAAAGAAACAAAAAUCAGCCAUACAAUACUUUAGACACUUGCUUACUUGAUAAAUGAUGUGAAUCAAUGAUAUGUAAAAAAAAAAAAGAAAAAAAAAAAAAGAAAAAAGGACAAAAAAGGUUAAGUAAACAGCAAUUUAACUCACAGCCACAGUCCUGAUAACUAGUCUACAGCAAAGACAAGAGUGUUUUUGUAACCAUGGAAACACACAGUGCGAACGUGUCAGAGUGGAUGUGUUGUGACCUGUGACCAUUGAGACUGUAUAUAAGAAAGGUAAUGACUGAAUCUGCUGUUACUGUGCAUGUAUUGUGACUUUAUCUUUAUCUUAUAAUAUUUGAUAAGUUAUAGUAAUAAUUAUGCCGACUGUAUCCAAGCAGCAUCCAUAGCGGUCAUGUCGCUAGCGUAAAUGCUAACAUCAGAAAAAAAGUUAACGUAUAUUUUCUAAUGGCUCUGUAAUUAAUAAAGUGGCUGCAAAUUGAUCAUAUUGCUUUUAAAUUGAUCUUGUAAAUGUGAAAAGUGAAACUAAAUUGUUCAAAGGAGCAGAGUAGGUGGAUGAAAACUGACGUCUGACGAAGGACUGACUGAAGUCCACAAGAUGAGUGUUUGUGUGGAGGAAGAAGAGGAGGACAGAGCAGAGCCUCCUGUGUCCAACUUCCUGUCUAUGAAGAGUGACCAGGACAACAAUCAUCCUCCAACCUUCAGUAAUGAACCUGAACCCUCAAACACAAAAGUCCUGUGGUCAGACCACAGACAGAGAGCAGAGUAUCCAGCAUCAGACUGUCUGUCUAUGAAGAGUGACCAGUCCAUAGAUCCUCCUCUAUUCUUCAGGAAUGCACCUGGACCCUCAGACCCAAGAGUCCUGUGGUCAGACCACAGACAGAGAGCAGAGUAUCCAGCAUCAGACUGUCUGUCUAUGAAGAGUGACUUCUCCAAAGAUGUUCCUCUAUUCUUCAGGAAUGAACCUGGACCCUCAGACCCAAGAGUCCUGUGGUCAGAACACAGACAGAGAGCAGAGUAUCCAGCAUCAGACUGUCUGUCUAUGAAGAGUGACUUCUCCAAAGAUGUUCCUCUAUUCUUCAGGAAUGCACCUGGACCCUCAGACCCAAGCGUCCUGUGGUCAGACCACAGACAGGCAGCAGAGUAUCCAGCAUCAGACUGUCUGUCUAUGAAGAGUGACUUCUCCAAAGAUGUUCCUCUAUUCUUCAGGAAUGAACCUGGACCCUCAGACCCAAGAGUCCUGUGGUCAGACCACAGACAGAGAGCAGAGUAUCCAGCAUCAGACUGUCUGUCUAUGAAGAGUGACUUCUCCAAAGAUGUUCCUCUAUUCUUCAGGAACAAACCUGGACCCUCAGACCCAAGAGAGGGGACAAGGAAGAGGAGGAAUAGCGUUUCUGUGGAGCAGCUGCUGUCCUGCUGUUCUUUGUGUCAAUACGUCUUAAAGGAUCCAUUCUCUACCAGCUGUGGACACUGGUUCUGCAGACAGUGCAUCAACUCAUACUGGGACCAGUCUGCUUCAUCUGGAGACUUCCCCUGUCCUCAGUGUGGAAAAAGAUUUAAAACAAGACCUGGACUGCAGACAGAGAGUCAGACCAUCACUGUACAAAUGAGCGUUGCUCUCCUGGAGGUUUUACAUGUACAUAAGAUCAGUCUGGAGAUAAGAUGUUACUGUGUGACUGAAGGAACUGAUGAAGCAGGAAGUGAAGUCCUCCUCAACACCAUCUACACUGAGCUCUACAUCACAGAGGGACAGAGUGAAGAGGUUAAUACCCAACAUGAGGUGAAGCAGCUUGAGAGAGCUUCCAAAAUGGAGACCCUCCAUGAGACUCCAAUCAAGUGUCACGACAUCUUCAAAGUCUUACCAGCCAAAGACUUACCUGUUCAGUGCUUACCUGCCCAAAAGAAACACAUCAGGCUCGUUCUGACGUGUGGCGUCGCUGGCGUUGGAAAAACCUUCUCAGUGCAGAAGUUCACUCUGGACUGGGCACAGGGUUUGGAAAACAAAGAUAUCAUUCUGGUGAUUCUGUUUUCAUUCAGGGAGCUGAACCUGAUCAAAAAUGAGCAGUACAGUCUUCUCAUGCUGAUCCACACUUUCCAUCCAACAUUACAGAAGCUCACAGCAGAGAUGCUCGCUCUCUGUAAAGUUUUGUUCAUCUUUGACGGCCUGGAUGAAAGCAGACUUUCAUUAGAUUUCAACAACAGGAAGGUGGUAUCUGAUGUCACACAGAUAUCAUCAGUCAACAUGCUGUUGACCAACCUCUUCAAGGGGAAUCUACUUCCCUCUGCUCUCAUCUGGAUAACUUCUCGACCUGCUGCAGCCAAUCAGAUCCCUCCUACAUGUGUUGACAGAGUAACAGAAGUACGAGGCUUCACUGACGCCCAGAAGGAGGAGUACUUCAGGAGGAGAUUCAGUGAUGAAGAGCUGUCCAACAGAGUCAUCUCACAAAUUAAGUCUUCCAGGAGCCUCCACAUCAUGUGUCACAUCCCAGUCUUCUGCUGGAUCACUGCUACAGUUCUGGAGCACAUGUUGACCACAGACCAGACAGGAGAGCUGCCCAAGACCCUGACUGAAAUGUACUCACACUUCCUGCUGGUUCAGACAAAGAGGAAGAAACACAAGUAUGAUGAGGGACAUGAGACGAGUUCACAGGAGUUGACGAAUGCUGACAGGGAAGUUCUUCUGAAGCUGGGGAGGCUAGCGUUUGAACAUCUAAAGAAAGGAAACAUCAUGUUCUACCAAGAAGACCUGGAGCGAUGUGGUCUUGAUGUCUCAGAGGCCUCGGUGUACUCAGGAUUUUGUACAGAGAUCCUCAAAAGAGAGAGUGUGAUCUUCCAGAAAUCAGUCUACAGCUUUGUUCAUCUGAGUGUUCAGGAGUUUCUGGCUGCAGUUUACAUGUACCACUGUUACACCAGCAGCAACACAGAGGUACUGAAGAACUUCCUGGGAAAAGACUACAGUCGCUCAUCCCUGGAUGACUUCUUGAUAAAAGCCUUGAGGAAAUCUUUCAAAAGUAAAAAUGGCCACCUUGACCUGUUUGUUCGUUUCCUUCAUGGCCUCUCUCUGGAGUCCAACCAGAGUCUCUUAGGAGGUCUGCUGGGUCAGACAAAGAACAGUCCAGAAAUCAUCCAGAGAGUCAUCGACAACCUGAAGAAGAACAAGACCAAAAUCUCUCCUGACAGAACCAUCAACAUCUUCCACUGUCUGAUGGAGAUGAACAACCACGCAGUACAUCAGGAGAUCCAAGAGUUCCUGAAGUCAGAGAACAGAUCAGAGAAGAAACUCUCUGACAUCCAGUGCUCAGCUCUGGCCUACAUGCUGCAGAUGUCAGAGGAGGUUCUGGAUGAGCUGGACUUGAAGAAGUACAGCACAUCAGACCAGGGACGACUGAGACUGAUCCCAGCUGUGAGGAACUGCAGAAAGGCUGUGUUUGAGAACUGUGGACUCUCAGAGACUCACUGUGAAGUCGUGGCCUCAGCUCUGAAGUCCAACCCCUCCCAUCUCAGAGACCUGGACCUGAGUAAGAACAACCUGAAGGAUUCAGCUGUGAAGUUUCUGUCUGCUGGACUGGAGAGUCCAAACUGUAGACUGGAGACUCUGAGAUUGAGGAGCUGCAGUUUGUCAGAGAGCAGCUGGGCUUCUCUGGUCUCAGCUCUGAAGAACAACCCCUCCCAUCUGAGAGAGCUGGAUCUGAGUGACAACAACCUUCAGGAUUCAGUAAUGAAGCUGCUGUUUGAUUUUGUGGAGAGUCCAAACUGCAGACUGGAGGCUCUGAGGUUGAAGAGCUGCAGUUUUUCAGAGACCAGCUGUGCAUCUCUGGUCUCAGCUCUGAAGAACAACCCCUCCCAUCUCAGAGACCUGGACCUGAGUCACAGCAAGCUGCAGGGUUCAGCCAUGAAGCUACUUUGUGAUUUUGUGAAAAAUCCAAACUGCAGACUGGAGACUCUGGGAUUGGAGUUUUGCUGGUUGUCAAAGGCCAGCUGUGCUUCUCUGGUCUCAGCUCUGAAGAACAACCCCUCCCAUCUGAGAGAGCUGGAUCUGAGUUACAAUGACCUGCAGGAUUCAGGAAUGAAGCUUCUGUGUGAUUUUGUGGAGAGUCCAAACUGUAGACUGAAGACUCUGAGAUUGAGUGGCUGCAGUUUGUCAGAGAUCAGCUGUGCUUCUCUGGUCUCAGCUCUGAAGAACAACCCCUCCCAUCUGAGAGAGCUGGAUCUGAGUAUCAACAUGCUGCAGGAUUCAGGAGUGAAGCUGCUGUCUGAUCUUAAGGAGAGUCCAAACUGUAGACUGGAGACUCUGAGAUUGAAGAGCUGCACAUUGUCAGAGAUCAGCUGUGCUUCUCUGGCCUCAGCUCUGAAGAACAACCCCUUCGAUCUGAGAGAGCUGGAUCUGAGUAACAACAAGCUGCAGGAUUCAGACAUGAAGCUCUUGUCUGAUUUUGUGAAGAGUCCAAACUGCAGACUGGAGACUCUGAAAUUGAUUAACUGCAGUUUGUCAGAGAUCAGCUGGGCUUCUCUGGUCUCAGCUCUGAAGAACAACCCCUCCCAUCUGAGAGUGCUGGAUCUGGGUUACAACAACCUGAAGGAUUCAGUAAUGAAGCUGCUUUGUGAUUUUGUGGAGAGUCCAAACUGCAGACUGGAGACUCUGAAAUUGUACUACUGCAGUUUGUCAGAGAUCAGCUGUGCUUCUCUGGUCUCAGCUCUGAAGAACAACCCUUCCCAUCUGAGAUAUCUGGAUCUGGGUUACAACAACCUGAAUGAUUCAGUAAUGAAGCUGCUUUGUGAUUUUAUGGAGAGUCCAAACUGCAGACUGGAGACUCUGAGAUUGUGGGACUGCAGUUUGUCAGAGAUCAGCUGUGCUUCUCUGGUCUCAGCUCUGAAGAACAACCCCUCCCAUCUGAGAGUGCUGGAUCUGAGAGGAAACAACAACCUGAAGGAAUCAGACAAAAAGCUGCUGUCUGAUCUCAAGGAGAGUCCAGACUGUAAACUGGAGACUGUGGACUUGUGAUGAUCUCCACAACAGCAGUGUGUGUUGAGAGAGGAUCAGCUGUAUCCUGAUGAUCCAGAGAGGUUGAAGCAGCAGCAGCAGUUUGUGUGUAGAGAGGCUGUGACUGGACCAUGUUACUGGGAGGUAGAGUGGAGGGGAGAGCUUCAUCCAGCAGUGACUGACAGAGGAAUCAGAAGA